AUGAUUCCUCUUCAUCAUCAUCAACGAGGAAUACAAUUUUCAAAGAAUUAUUUCCUAUUUAAUUCCAUCAAAGCCUCCGAUGCUGACACUCCCUCCGACGAUGAUCAUUCAUUACUGGGAGCUAAAAUAGGGACGUUAUUGGGCCUUUUCAUAUUGAGUCUUGUUCUGGGUUUGUUGCCCUACAUUGUUCAUCAUUUAUCUAAAAUUGAGAGGCUUCGGAAAUUGAAAAAGACAUUGAACAUCAUUCAAUUAAUUUUCAUGUACUGCAAUUGUGUGGCGGCUGGUGCCAUUCUCGGAAGUGGUCUGACUCACUUGUUACCUGAUAGCGUGGAGUCUUUUAAUAAUUAUUUUGAAAUUUAUAAUAAUCAAACGAGUAGUGAAGUAGAAGUCUCAUCAUUUUCCUCCUCCUCAUCAUCAUUUCUAAAUCAUUAUUCGGGUAUUAAGGCUUUCGUUUUGGGAUUUGAUUCAUCAUCAUCUAGCAAUAAUUCCACCUUCACUCCCAUACCGGAAACCAUUACGGAAUAUCCAUGGGCCAUGAUGAUUGCUGGAACGAUUUGUUUGUUUUUAGUAGGUCUGGAUCGAGUCUUCUCGGAACACUCUCAUGGCUCCUCUCAAUCCUAUGAAGGAACACAUUCUCAUCAUCAUCAUCAUGAAGAAAACAAUUCCGUUCAGGUGGGAUCAAGUGGAAUGGAUGAAACUUCAACUCUUAUUCAUCAUCAUCACUCUUCAAUAACAACAUCCUCUGAAAAGAAUGAAUUCAUUGCGGAAUUAGUACUGGAAGAACAAAAAGCUCAACGUAAAUAUUCCUUCCUAGUCAAAUCCCUCUUGUUCACUUUUGCUAUUUGUGUGCAUUCCGUGUUUGAGGCUUUUGCAUUAGGUUUGGAGAGUGAUAUGAGUUCGUUUGUUUCAUUGUUUAUUCCCAUUGUCGCACAUAAGGGUUUUGAAUCUCUGACGACGGGAUUUAUUGUACUGAGAUAUACAUUGUGUCGAAAAGCUUUUCAAAUUUGGAUUUUAGUACAAGUGGCAAUUUAUGCAAUAAGUACACCUGUGGGUAUGGGAAUUGGAAUGGCCAUUAGUAGUGACUUAUCACUCUCGUACUACAUGAUUGCUGGAAUUAUUCAGAGCAUCGCUUGUGGAUCCUUUUUAUUUAUUGCAUGUUUUGAAAUUAUUCCAAGCAGCUUGGAAGAGAGUUCGACCAUUAAGGGAAGACUUUUCAAAAUGUUUUUGGUGGUUCUUGGAUUUGCAGUGAUGUGUAUAUUGGCUGCAUUUAGUUAA
Messenger RNA from Naegleria fowleri, 1275 nucleotides. RefSeq lists its product as uncharacterized. The coding region runs from base 1 to 1275 and encodes 424 amino acids. Gene Ontology annotation, biological process: zinc ion transmembrane transport. Gene Ontology annotation, molecular function: zinc ion transmembrane transporter activity. Lineage: Eukaryota; Heterolobosea; Eutetramitea; Acrasida; Naegleriidae. Gene Ontology annotation, cellular component: plasma membrane. The record is from RefSeq and is a predicted model, not a curated record. The transcript has 2 exons.